This is a messenger RNA of Triticum dicoccoides, 1706 nucleotides long. RefSeq names its product angio-associated migratory cell protein-like. The record is from RefSeq and is a predicted model, not a curated record. Gene Ontology annotation, molecular function: protein binding. The coding region runs from base 152 to 1345 and encodes 397 amino acids. The transcript has 11 exons. Lineage: Eukaryota; Viridiplantae; Streptophyta; Magnoliopsida; Poales; Poaceae.
GUUUGCAUCUGUUUACACAGCCCGACCAAACACACUCUUAAUCUCGAACGCCUCCGCACCGCCAAGAAGCGCGUUAGGAAGUGAGGAUCCGCUAUUGUUCUCUCCGGCCACGCUCGCAGCAGCCAAGACGCCCACAGCACCACCGGCAGCCAUGAGUAUCUCAGGCGAGGUCCCCGACGAAGGCUCUGACGGCGAGGAGGUCUUCAUCGACGAGCAGGACAUCAUCCAGGAGAUACACCUUGACGAGGAAGAUCUCCCCGACCAUGACGAUGAUGACGAGGACGAUGAGGAAGACCAAGAGAUGGAUGAGGUUGAGGAUCAUUCAGCUUAUGCAUUUCAUGGGCAUACAGAUGAGGUCUUUGCUGCUGCGUGCAGUCCUGUAGAUGCAUCACUUGUUGUCUCUGGUGGUAAAGAUGACAGAGGGUUUCUUUGGAGGAUUGGAUCUGAACAGGAUUUUCAGGAGCUGACUGGACAUGGAGACACGGUGUGCACUGUCGCUUUCAGUUCAGAUGGGAAAUUGGUGGCUUGUGGAAGUAUGGAUGGACAGAUAAAUGUAUGGGAUACAGCUACACGGACACUUCAGGGAACGCUUGAGGGUUCCUCAGGAUCAGGCUUUGAGUGGCUCAGAUGGCAUCCACGCGGUCACUUGAUAAUUGCAGGAUCAGAAGACUGUAACGUAUGGAUGUGGAAUGCUGACCACAAUGCAUUUCUGAAUACAUUUGCUGGUCACAGUAGCACAGUGACAUGUGGUGAUUUUACCCCUGAUGGUAAGCUUAUAUGUAGUGGAUCUGAUGAUGCAACAUUGAGGAUAUGGGAUCCCAAAAGCGCACAAUGUAGACAUGUUGUUCGGGGUCAUGGCUAUCAUACUCAAGGAUUGACAUGCUUAGCCAUUACUCCGGACUCCCAGUCAAUUGUUAGUGGCUCAGAGGAUAAUUCUGUGCACAUUGUGAGCAUAAACUCAGGCCAGGUUGUUGGUUCAUUAGUUGGCCACACCAAUUCCAUCGAGUGCAUUGGCAUCUCGUCGAGGUACAACUGGGUGGCUACAGGGAGCAUUGAUAGAACUCUCAUUAUCUGGGACCUUGCUCGUCAAGCAAUUCGAUCUACUUGCGAGCAUGAUGAAGGUGUGACAUGCCUGGCGUGGCUGGGUUCGUCGAGGUAUGUAGCGUCGGGGUGCAUCGACGGCAUGGUGCGCAUCUGGGACAGCCUCUCCGGGGACUUGGCUCGCAUGUUCAGUGGGCACAGGGACGUCGUGCAGUCGCUGGCUGUUUCUGCCGACGGCAACUCCAUAGUCUCGGUCUCCACGGAUAAAUCUGCCCGCGUCUUUGACAUCUCUAUGUUCAAGUGAGAAAAAAAUCAUAGGAGCAACAGCUUGGUUGAUUUGGUUGGUCAGUCAAGAUUGGGGUUUAUUCAGCUUGUAUGGCAGGAAUUAUACUUACAGGCUUGCAGCCAUCAUGGGGUACUCAAACUUGGUACUUGUUCUUGACAUGUUGUCAGUGGCGCAAGUGGUACAAGAGUCACAAGACCCUCCUAAGUUGAGGGUAGUCGGUCGUGUGUACAAGCACUUUAUUGACCUAACGUUGGGGUUUUGCUUGACAUUCUGCUGCAUUUCCUCCUUGCUGCUGCUACCGAUGGAAGGAAGCAACUUGUGCUUGUUGGUACUGCUGAACUGGCAAUGGGCUUGCUGCUAGUUAUAUGUUGCGCCCAUA